Molecule: messenger RNA, 3069 nt
Organism: Cheilinus undulatus (humphead wrasse)
Lineage: Eukaryota; Metazoa; Chordata; Actinopteri; Labriformes; Labridae
Exons: 14
Coding region: 40-2793 (917 amino acids)
Biological process (GO): homophilic cell-cell adhesion; heterophilic cell-cell adhesion
Cellular component (GO): adherens junction
Source: RefSeq, a predicted model, not a curated record
CUUACAUGCAGCUAAUACUUUUCACUCAAUGACUCCAUCAUGGGAUGCUCAGAGCUGCUGAUUCUGGUUCUACUCCUAAAUGUUGCUCACUUCUUGGAGAUUCUGGGUUCCGAUGGAGAACCGAUCCUUGAUAUCACACGCAACGUCACCGGGGUCCUGGGAGAGGAUGUGUACCUGAGGUGUAGCUAUAUGGGAGAGAGUAAGAUCCUCAGUGCCUUGUGGAAACGUCAGAUUAACUCAAAAGUUAAAUCCAGGUCACGGGCAGGAUUUGUUAAUGAUAAACUGUUCAGCAGCCACCCUGAUUUCUCUGAGCCUGACUCUGUCACCAACCUGACAGUGAGGAUGAAUGUGUCCAGUGUGGAUGUAGAGGGAGAAUACGUCUGUGAGUUUGAAUUCGACGAGGCGUCUUUUUCGGACAGCGUUUUCCUCACUGUAGUAGUUCGGCCUGAAAUCCAGAUUGAGGUGAGUGCAGAGACAAUAAACGACACUCGUUACCAAUCAGUGUUGUGCUCUGCUGUCGGCGGCAGGCCUUUACCUGAGAUCAGCUGGUUGGUUGGCAGCCUCCCUCCAUCAGAUCACCCUUUCACCGUACUGAUGAAUAAAACUCUUCACCCCAAUGGUACCUCCACCCUGAGCAGCACCCUCCGCUUCCCCACCCACCUGCAGGACGAGGACAGUGUUGCCUGCGUGGUCCGACAUCCGGCCCUCCCAUCCCCCACAGUCACCACAGUGAGAGUGGAAACGUACGUGAGGCCAAAUGUGACCAUUAAAGCAGAGAUGGUACAACGCGAAGGAAGUGACUUCUGGGUGGUCUCCUGUAUUUCGUCUGGAGGGAGACCUGAUACUGAAAUCUCCUUGGCUUUGAACAGUGAAGAGGAGCAGCAGAGGGAGGACAGCAAAGACUCAGACACUCAAACAAGCUCAGCCAUCCUCCCUGCAGACAAGGGCCGCAAUGUCACCUGUGUGUUUGACCAUCCCAAGUUUAUGCACACAGUGUCACGAGUCAUAACCCUGCCGUCGUUUUUUAUUUCAGAGGUUCAGCUGUACUCGGAGCCGCAAAGACGCAAUGAUGACUUUGAAGACAUUGAAUCUUUUGAGCUGCAUGAAGGACAGAAAGAUAUCGUCAUCAGCCUGCAAGUCAUUGGGAAUGUGCCACGUUACAAUGUUACCUGCAAUAAAGAUGACGGCCCCUUGACUGAGGGUGUGGAGCUCAUUGGCAGCAACUUCACAGUUCAGGGUCCUUUGGAGCCUCGGCAUGCUGGCGUGUAUGAAUGUCUCCUCUCCUAUCACCAUCUUCAAGCUGCAAUCAAGUUUAAUAUCACAGUUAAUCCUCCAGUUUUAGAGCCUGUUCCUCCUUCUAUAAGAGUUGAUGUGCAAACUAAAGAUGGACACCGGGUGAUUGAGUGCUCAGCAGCUGAUGCUGUUCCUGCAGCCAACAUGUCCUGGCUCCUACCGGAGGGUGUGUCAGGAGUCUCUCGGUUCAAUUUCACUUCUCAUAAUGGAAGCCACUCAGUCAGAGAAGUUUUACUCCUCCCUGCCUGCUCGCCUCGGGAGCUCUCUGCAGAGUGUGUGAUAAAUCACCCAGCGUUCGAGGAGCCACAGAACAGAAGUAUAACACUCCCUCUUUGCGCUCACCCAAACAUCACUGUCAACUCUAGCAGUGAAUGGAGAGACGGUGACAAGUACAUGACGGUGGACUGCUCUGUGGAGAGUGAAGCUACUGCAGCCUCCAUAACGUGGCAUGUUGGAGACCCUGACAGCAGCAUCAGUCCUCUACCAGAGACUAAAGUUCACUCUGAUGGUUUCGUAUCUUCCCGUAGUUCAGUGCACUUUUUGUCCUCUUUGUAUUCUGGUCACAAUCUGACCUGCACAGUGGAGCAUCCAAGCCUGGAGGCAUCAGAAAAAAGAACAAUACACAUUCCUGUGCCCAAAGCCCCUCAGCUGAGUGUGUCGGUUGUGAGACAGCAGGACUCUCAGCUCUGGUUGGCCGUGUGUGGCUGCAGAGGGGAGGGUAUUGGGACAAACCUCACCUGGGAUCUUCCUGAAAAUGCCAAAGAACAAACAUCCCUGCAUGUAGAGUCCGAAGGCCGAGUCCUGAAAGCCAGGCUGACUUAUCAGUUUCCACUGGACCUUCAUGAGGGGCAAAGCCUGACAUGUGUGUAUCAUUUGCAACAUGAAGCCACAGAGAAGACCAUUCACAUUCCCAGAUAUUAUAUUUCCUCUUUGAAAGUCCUAAACCACACGACCUCUCUGAAAAAUCGCUACGGUGGUGAAGCCAUCAUACAAAGACUUUCUCUCCAGCAAAGUCAACACAACCAGAGAGUACUGCUGCAAGUCAAAGGCAAUGUGCCAGAAUACGACCUCAACUGUAAAAGGAGUGACGGCUUGCUUGUCCAAAUGGACGGGGAUGCAAUGGUCUUCCCUUCAGAACUGACCAAGCAGGAUGAAGGUCUUUACACCUGCUGGGCGUCCUUCUAUCACCAAACUGCCAUGGUCAGCUUUGAUGUGGAGCUCACGAGCCAGGACAGACUGUUUGCACUUGUGACCAUGAUCUGCAUCUCAUCAGGCUUUGCUCUCAUCCUUAUGCUCAUAGUGGCCGUCUGGGCCUGCAGCAAAAGAGAGAAAGAGACGAAGUACAAGAAGCGAGAAUCUUUCUCAGCCUUGACGACUUUGAUGCAGGAGUCCGCCUCUCAUGACGCCAAGAAACCAUCAGUAACGAGUGAGAAAGAUAGUAAGGAGUAUGCCCAGCUCAUCAGUUACUCCAUAGUCAUUGACGUCAAGAGUAAAGUGUGAAGAUAAAGGUGUCUGUUGGAUGACAGCACUUUUGUAAUUGUUCAGUGAGCUUGCCUGAUCUGCAGCAGUGACAUUUUUAUUUUUAAAUGAACUGGCAUUACAGAUGAAAGGAUCCAGUUUAUAUGAUUACAUAUUUUUCUAAGGCUUUCAGUCCUGGUUUUUGGCAUUAAUGAUUUUAAACUCAUUUAUUUUUGCACUUUUUUGCAUUUACUUGAAUUUUUUUUGUUUCUAUGAACAUGUAUUUUCUGAAAUUUGUGAAUAAAAAGUUCCUACUUU